UCCUAAUCCUGGAGUGUGUAGAAAACGAGGAUUUGAGCAAUAAAACCCUGAAGAUCACAGAUUUCGGGCUGGCGCGAGAGUGGCACCGCACCACUAAGAUGAGCGCAGCGGGCACUUAUGCGUGGAUGGCGCCCGAGGUCAUCCGCUCCUCUACUUUCUCCAAAGGCAGUGACGUCUGGAGUUACGGUGUGCUGCUGUGGGAGCUGUUAACAGGUGAGGUGCCGUUUCGGGGUAUUGAUGGACUCACUGUGGCGUACGGAGUGGCCAUGAAUAAGCUGGCACUGCCCAUCCCAUCCACCUGCCCCGAACCCCUCGCUCGCCUCAUGGAAGAUUGCUGGAGCACUGACCCGCACUCACGGCCACCCUUCUCCACCGUCCUGGACCAGCUGACCUCCAUUGAGGAGUCAGGAUUUUUCGAGAUGCCCGCUGAGUCCUUCCACUCGCUGCAGGACGACUGGAAGCUGGAGAUACAGGAGAUGUUCGACCAGCUGAGGGCCAAAGAAAAGGAGCUGAGGUCGUGGGAAGAGGAGUUAACGCGGGCUGCGCUGCAGCAGAAGUGCCAGCAGGAGGCGCUGCGGCGGCGUGAGCAGGAGCUGGCAGAGCGCGAGAUCCACAUCCUGGAGCGCGAGCUUAAUGUUAUCAUCCAGCAGCUUUACCGCGAAAAACCUCGCACGGAGCAACGCCACGGCAUGUUCCGCCGCAGCCGCAUCAAACUACGGCCCGGAGACCGCAUCAGCCUGCCCUCCGAUUUUCAGCAUAAGAUCACAGUGCAGGCCUCUCCGUCUCUGGACCGAAGGCGGAGUGUGUUGGGCUGCGCCAGCCCCCCAAACAGCCCCCCUGUACUGCCCCGCCUCCGAGCUAUACAGCUGGCCCCGGCAGAUGGUCAGGGCUGGAGCCGGAACGCUGCGUUCCAGCUGGAUGAAGAGGAGGAGAGGAAGAGUUCCCGUAAAAAAGGCCGAAUCCGCGGGUCAGGAACACACCGAGAGCACAGCGCUGAUGAGAGUUUGAGGAGUCCUAAGCAGGAUAGCGUUCCAGCGUCCAGCAGGCAGCGGUCCUGCAGCGCUCCGAACCUGCGCCGUUCGCCCAGACACAGUCCAGCGGUGCCCGGCGUGCCCAGCCUGCCCGAGACUGAAAAUGAGGACUGCUGCUGUCCAUCUGAGCCCCCAGACUCUCCCAGCCAGUCAUAUCUCUGCCUCCCCUUCCACAGGGAGGGCUCUAUUUCUGACAGUUACGGCUCCGAAAGUGCUGUGAUUGGCCAGGGCCUUGACUCCUCCCCCAGUUAUUCGAGGCGGAGCCCCAGUGGGGGUCAGAGGUCAGAUGUGCUGAUGCUGGGCUGUGGUGCGGUGCUGGCGGCCGUGGGGCUCGGCUUCAACCUGCUGGACUUGGGCAGGCUGGAGGAGGGCGCCCGCCCCAAAUGGGAGGGGCUUUUCCAGAGAGUGGGUGGUGGCCAGAGGCGGAGCUCCAGCCCCCCAACUCGGAAGUUAUUCAAAAGGGACAGCCCCCUGCGGCCCCCGCCGCUGCCUCCCUCCCUCACGCUCCUCUCUCUGUCCUCUGUUUCGGACUGUAACUCGACCCGCUCUCUCCUUCGCUCGGACAGCGAGGAGCUGCUGGUGCUCCGCCCCCCCUCGCCCCCUCCGUUGAUGCCCCGCCCACUCUCCCCUCCCGCACCGUCGCUGCUGCGGCCGCCGCCCCCCAACCCGCUCGUCAACACGCAUCUUGAGAGCUUUAAGCGAAACCCUCGCCAGUCGCUCACGCCCACACACGUGCCCGCCGCGCCCAGCGCCACCCGCAGGCUGCACCGCACGCCCUCCGACGGAGCCAUAAAGAAGGGCGGCACAACAAACAACAACAACACGCAGCACAGCGCUCAGCCAACACCUGCAAGAACCACACAGGAGCACACAGUGAGUCCGUGGGCAGUGAGAGAUGACCCCUCUGAAGUUCCUCGUCUUCCUGACCCAAACCUCGUCUUCCCGCCCACGCCGCGCCGCCGCUGCCAACCGGAACGUCCCAAAACUCUGGACUUCUUAGCCAGGCCACGCCCCUCUCCCCGAGCCCGCUGUGACAGCCAAUGGGGAGACUCUCCGGCUCGCACAUCCAGCACCGAAACCCCACCCACUGUGGAGUUCAGUGGGGGCGCGGUAGUCCCACCCACCCCGAUGGAGCAGCCGACCCCGUGCUCUCCCUGGGUGAAUGACAGUCUUCUGGACCAAUCAGACGAAGGCCAGUGCAGGGACGGAACCAGGCCGCUUAAAUUAGAGCCCAUUCUGCCCAGAGACUCGCCUUAUAGAAUGAGACCCGGAUUCUGGUCCUGA
Molecule: messenger RNA, 2315 nt
Organism: Colossoma macropomum (tambaqui)
Lineage: Eukaryota; Metazoa; Chordata; Actinopteri; Characiformes; Serrasalmidae
Gene: map3k9
Product: mitogen-activated protein kinase kinase kinase 9
Exons: 9
Coding region: 99-2315 (738 amino acids)
Biological process (GO): protein phosphorylation
Molecular function (GO): protein tyrosine kinase activity; JUN kinase kinase kinase activity; ATP binding
Source: RefSeq, a predicted model, not a curated record